Messenger RNA from Gallus gallus (chicken), 7961 nucleotides. RefSeq lists its product as uncharacterized. The transcript has 6 exons. Lineage: Eukaryota; Metazoa; Chordata; Aves; Galliformes; Phasianidae. The record is from RefSeq and is a predicted model, not a curated record. Bases 1 to 1311 code for a protein of 436 amino acids.
AUGCCCUCAUCCAGGUCCUCGCCCUUCUUGGAGACGGAGACGGAGACGGAGACGGAGGUGGAGAUGGGCUCCGCACGGCGGGCGGUGAGUGCGGGCCGCGCGGCUCUCCUUCGUUCCCGUCUUCGGCUCCGCGCGGGUCCCUCUGAGAGGGCUCUGCGGGCGGCCCGGGACGCGCGGCGGGAGGCUGCGGGAGGCUGUGGGGCCGCGGCGGGGCGGGGCGGGGCGGGGGGGUCGGAGCGGCGCGGGCGGCGGUUGGCCCCGAGCCGCGGCGGGCGGAGAUGCGGCAGUGCCCGCUCCGUGCCGGCUGCCGCCGCUCCCUGCGGGGCCGUGAGCCUUCCCGGGCGUUGGGUGAUCGGCGAGAGGCGUUACGCGCCUCCGCCGGAAGGCUGCCGUGAGGAAAAACGCGACGGAGCGCUGUUGGCCGCCUGCGAACGGUGCGAUCCCUCCCUGAGCGCUCCGCUUUCGCUGUGGGAGCGGCGGCUGAGCGCUGCGUCGCGGCCCGGCGCCUCUCGCCCUGCCGAGGCCGUGCGCUUCGUCCCUGCUUCCAGUCCUGGUUUGGAUUCCUGCUGCUCGCUUGCCGACUUGCAGCGGGCUUUGGGGCUCCCGAGUGCAGGCAGAGCCCGGCUGCUCGCGGCAGCCGUCGCCCUGUGCCGUCCCAGCGGAUGGACGGCCGGCCGGCCGGCGGGAGGGGCUUCGGGCCCCUUUUCUGUCUUCCGCCGGCGUGACUCGUGUGUUCUUCCUGGCUUCGCCUCACCUCCUCGGUCGUUUGCCUCUCUUGGCUGCCGUGCUGAGGGUAAGCUCUCCAGCAGGAAAGGAAGGCUGGUGCAGGCAGCGCCCCGGUCUGUGAGCGCGGCGAGCGGUUCGCUGCCGCUGUUCCAGAUGCUUCUGUUUCCCUUCCAAGCGAAGGCUAAGGGAACGGCCCCGCGUCCUGCCGUUGCUAAGUGUGCCCGAGGAUGCUGUGCUUCAUGCUGUGCCUUCGCCUUCCUGCUGAGGAGCUCCUCUGGCUCGGAGCGCGUCCGUGGAAUCGCUCAGGUUGGAAAAGACCUGAAGGAUGACAGGCAGGUGUUGUCUCACUGCAGUUCAAGACAAUUUGAAGGUGAUGAGCUACAGCCAGCUCUGUUGGCUGCUGGGUGUGAAGCGGGAGGACCCGAAGCCCGGUCCCUUGCACGCCGAUGUCAUAGGAACGAGAGCUUUCUUUCGGUCUUCCCUCUGGAAAGAGAUCUAAGAGGCGAGUAUAACUGGUGGCUGGAAAGGUCUGUGAAGGACCGUUGUGUUUGGGCGGUCCUUUGUGGAGCCGGGGAUUGGACCUGAUAAUCCCUGUGGAUAUCCCUUCCAGCUCAGGAUAUUGCCUGAUUCUACGAUUGUUGUAGCUGUGUGGAGGAGUACAUAAGCACUGUGUCCCACAGCCUCUGAUUUUUUUUUAUUGUGUCCCCAGGCCCUGCCCCCUCCUUGGGGUCCAGUGGGGGUGGCCCUGGGGGUACAAAACCCACACCCCAUUGGUGGGAGCCACUCCCUCGGCUGCUGCCGACCCUGGAACCUUUGGAGGAGGCUCAACCGGGGGCUGGGGCCUGGCCCUUAAACGGGCACCAGGACUCCAAGAGCGCCUGGCUCCAUCCCCAGCAACGUUCUGUUUCCCCUGCUCAAAAGCGCUCCCCAGGGACAGUCCCUUUCAACUUCUCCAGGGCUGCAGCCGUAAUAGUGGUGUAAAUUGGCCACGGGGAUGGCGUCCGAUGGAGUUGGUUGUCAGUGCGAUUCUGUGCGCCGCCCCAAGGCCCUGUGGCUUCAGCCAUGGGUCGGACUGCGAGGCGGGGGGGAGGGACUCGUGCAGAUGCAAAUGGCUAUGCUUGUCUGAGCAAUAGUUGUCUGGAUCACCCCAACUGUUACCAGCCCAUUCUUCAGGAGAGACAUUUUCCAAGCUGAGCUAUGUCAGGCAGAACUGGGAGAUGGCCCUGGUGCCAUUUCCAUGCGUGAUCCCAGGUUGUGGUGUUUUCAUUGAAACUCUUGAAGCUCGUUUAGCUGUUGCUCUGUUUCCGGUGAUAACAACAGCUCAGUAGAUUACAUCCGCUGAUCCCAUCUUGUAACGCCUCUAUUUUACGGUUGGGUUUUCCCCUCUCCUGGCAGGAAGAUGCGCUCCAACCUCUUGCUGAUUAUACCGUGAUCUUUCCCGCCCUCCAGCAUCAGUUGAGUGCUCUCCUACCUCUGCCCACUUACACCAGCUAUCAUAAGCCAAUUCCUCAGGGAACGGAGGCUUUGUUUGGAUCUCACGUUUUGGUAGCUACUUGGUGACUGUGCUUGUCAUGCUGCUGCCUCCACCAGUUUGGCAUCGCAGGAGAUGACAAUUGCAUUUCACUUGGUUCUCCUGAGUAGCCAUGUCAGAGUUACUGAUAAUUGAACAAGAGCGGUAAUUUUUAGCGCAAAGCCUAACAUUCUAACAGCCCUUAGUCACGUAACGGUGAGGAGCUCAGUAACGCGAUUUAAUGAAAUGGAUGAGAAUUAAACAGAGACCUGAUUACAGAUUCAGGGGUGACAAGAUCCACGCUCAGUAACAGGGUACCUUAGAACAGAUACAGAUACAGACAGAUUAACAGAAAUAUCAAGUGGAGUAACACAAACCCUUGUGUUACAAAUGCGCCUAGUUAAAAGGCAUAAAUAAGUAGGGAGGUGGAUGUCAGAAUGAGCUGGCCUCUGCUUGAGCUUGGAGCAAAUACUCCCAAGGCCCUGGCAUUCCUCAGCGGGCGAUAACUGAGGCUGACUCGAGUGGGAGGGCUUUGCCCCGGCUUCUGCUGAGCGACAGCCCCGAGAAUUUGGUUGUCCCUGAGAGGUGCCUUGAGCCCGGUUUUGCCAGGUACUUGUACAGAGCAGCUCCCUUGGGAUUGUUCUGGGGCAAUGGGAUGAGAAGCAGGAGUCAGAUCCGAGAAGGGCUUGCCCUCGCGCCCCAAGCCACUGCCCCUUGCUACCCACGGCAAGCAGGGGCUGGGCAAGGGAAGGGGUGUACUGGCUGUACUGGGUCUCCACCUCGUGUUCAAGGAGAAGAAUUGCACCGAGAGGCCUGAGAGAAGGGGGAGAAAGUGGGGGGGGCGGGGGGGGGGGGGGCGCGGCGCAGCACUGCGCCCCAGGUUGACGCAGGCGUUGUCCAAGGAAUCAGAACAGCAGACCUUGCACGUGAGCCCAAUGCAGAGUUUUGCCAAGGGGGGAGGCAGGAAGAAGUUUCAGUUUCAGCCUUGCGGGUGGGCGUCUUUCUGUACCCAAAGACGUGCUUUGUGCCCUCGAUGCUGAGGGCAGCCACCCAGGGCUGGGGAACGAACGGCUGCACGGCCCCUGAACCCUGACCAGCAGGGAAACUGGGAGAACAGAAUGCCGUCACUGCUGAUCUGUACCCGUUUGACUCUGCUUUAAGACUCACUGCAAGCUUUCAGAAUAAGGGUCCCAUCAGAAGAAGACAGACAAGGAGCAGGGUUGAAAAGGAACAGGGUUGGUUUUAAUUGGUGGUUGUUGCUGUUGGUUGUAAAAUAGACAAUCAGUCUAUGGUGUUACACUGUCAAUGAUGUCAGACAGUUCCAGAAGGAGCUCGUCCACAUCCUUCUCAGCGUCCACCUCAAUUUCUCCUUCCAGUUCUCCUGUGAUCUCCAUCAUGAACUGCUCGAGAUCGUCCUCUUCAGAGACGAGUGCUUCCCCCGCCUCUGCGCAGCUCAGCUGCUGUGUCUCAGCUGCGUCUUGUGAGGAAUAGGAUGGUGCACUUGAGACCUCCGACUGUGCCACGGAGUCCGCCUGGCUUCCUGGAAGCAGUUCCAGGCUUGGGAGGACAAGGAAGAGAACAAUCAGUACGUGACAUCUCUAACUGGAGAAGCGCUUUCAGCAAGAAGUCGUCCUCUGCGAAAACCUGUUUACUGACUGAGCUACUUUUCCCCACGACUUACUCAGCAGAGAUUUUGAGUAAGCAAUUGAAAUCAUUUCAGAGGACCUGUGUCGUGGCAUAAUCCAACCAAGGAACAUCACAAACACCCCCUUCUCCCCCUGAUGUGAAAGAACUUAUGUCUAAUGGAAAAAGGGCACUGAUGAUGAACGAGUUGUGGUCAUCACCUGCUUGGAGGUGUUUCGACUGCAGGAAUGGUCACCAGGCUGUCCCCGGGCAGGGCUGGAACGAUGGCCUAGGAAGAAACAAGACAUUGUGUAUGAAGCACGGGACAAAGAUUCCUAGGUAACUUCUUUUCCCAGAGAAGCUGCGGAUGCCCCGUCCCUGGAGGCAUCCAAGGCCAGGCUGGAUGGGUUUCCAGGCACUUGGAUCUCGUGGCUGGCAACCCUGCUCACAGCAGGACAGGUGGAACACGAGAUGAUCUCUGAGGACUCCUCCUCCCUUCCCUCAGCCUGAGCUGAGCCUGAACCCAAAUACAGAACCACGCUGCUCCCAAAGGAAGCAUUCUCUUGAAGGUUACAAGCGACCUUGGGUGUUUUUCACAGCGCAGCAUCAAUGGACAAAAUCCUUCCCACCACAGAGCCAUCUCCGAAUCCUAGAAUCGCAGACUAUUACAGAGUCAUCACUGCUCUACAUCUGAUCAAAACAGGAAGUUUGCACAAGUAUCCUGUGAGACAUCUGCUGCCUUCAAAGGAAACAGGAGACCUGCAGAACAUUUGACACUCCUACGUUUCUUCAAGAGCAAUGUAAACAAACCUUCCGUAUCCGCUACUGCUUAGAACCCCCUGUUCUUACCGUAGGUAGUUUUUUAGCUGGGGGCUCAUCUGUGUCCUCAGCAGCAGAUGGAUGCAUCUCUGCUGCUUUUCGUUUCCGUUUCUGCUUGGGGGGGAAGGUGGUUUUCCAAUCAAUAGGCUUCACGGCCUCCUUGUGUCCACCUAGAGUCAAAGGAAGGGAGAGCUGGUAGAGUCCUGCUGUGCCUCGAGAGAGAUCCACGUUCUCUUAUCGUUCCCGCAACCCUUCCUCAAAGUUAAAUACACUUGACCAGUGGAGUUACACUGCCACGUGCUGGAUUCUCAGCAAUGUCUUCCACACAGUCAUCUCUGUCUGCCAGCAGUGCAUACAGAGGAACCAAGAAACCCAAUGGCUGCGCCCAGGAAUACCCCAGGGCAAGGAAAACUCUGACACAGAGCAAUCCUAGGUGGCAGCGUUACUUUUCUGAGAUGCCGUCACGAGCUCCCUGUGCUCACCCUUGACUCGUUUCUUGCAGGGCAAUUCUUUUACUUUUCCCUCCUCCUCCUCAGAUCGCUUGCGUUUUUUUCCAGCCGGGCCAUGGGAGGAAGUUGGGAUGUCAACUGCAGGGAACAGUCCCAGGAAAGAACAAUCAGAACAGCUAAGCAGAAAGACAGUGCAUCAAGCCCAGAUGCCUGUUGAGUAUCUGUACCUCUCUUUGGUGCCUUCCCAGGCUUCUUGCCCAGACUUCCUGCAAGGCCGCUCUUCGGAGGAAGGCCACUGGCGUCAGCUUCUGGCAGAGAGAAAACAAGAAGUAAGUGAAGAGCAUCUCUUUGGAGGAAGGUUUCAACACAGUCAGCCACAAGCUUUAAGUUUUGGAAGUCUGUCCCUCAAGCAGCUCCCAUUCACCAUCAACUGCCAUUCUGAACCCACCUGCACACAGUUAAUUUCAUUUCCGCUGCAAAUUGCUGCAGUCACCAAGGCACAGCCAGCUAUCCAGCUAGUGCCUUGGUAGCCUUGUUCCUCUGGUUUUCCAUCUUAGCCCGUAUCUCCCCCCGCCCCCCUCCCCCACCCCUCCCCCCCCCCCCAAAAAAAAACAACCACCAUUCAGACGGCCAAAACACAAACUAAUAUUUCUCUUAGCGUGGCUCUUCCCUGCACUCCCCACCAGUGAAUGGUUACUUGACAUCCCGCACCCGCUCAGAAGUAAUAUUCCAGAUUAAAUCUUUCACGCUUCGUGCCAUCAGAAACUCACUUUGGCUUGGUGGUACGGCCAGUCCGUUCCCACCGCGUUCCUUCAAGUGGAGAAAGGCGCAGUGGGCUUUCUGACAGCCUCCUGGUUGAUCCUCCCAAUAGCACGGAAUCUCACUGCGCUUCUUCUGAAGAGAGAAAGAAAGGAAGGGUCACGGAAACAGGCGCACGAGGUUUGCAAAGAGACGCAGCGUUCCGGGUCGUGCCAGAGAUGGGACCGUCACAGUGCUGAAACAUCACCUAUCACUAAAGGAAACACCUGGGAGCGCAUUCACAACACCUGCGUGAGCUGUAACCGCUCGGCAUAUUUCGCUUUCUCAUCCUUCAGGUAGAGGAGACAGGCGCUCUCAGUUCAGGGGGUUAAACCAAUACACCUGCUGCAAAAUGCUCCCGUUAUUCGGGAGAAACGGUGCCUUCAGGUGCCGUGGCGAAGUCCACCAGAAAUGAUCGGGCAGAGCCUUAGCUCUUGACCAUCAUCUCUCGCCCCACCCUUUGCUACUCCAAGCAGCCAGAGCACAGUUGUCUGAAGAAAUCCAGGGCAGACAAGGCCUGGUAGACCGCAAGCAAGCCCCGCUGGCAGGAGGGCAGUGCCCGCUCUUUCCUCCCACCCUGCUCCAGCAGGUGUAGGAGUCUGAGCAAUGCGGUCUUUUUGCACCUGGGGGAAAAAAUGCCUUUGGCACCUAGCGCAAACAGCUCUCGCUAACAUAGAGCUGAGGCAUGGAGUUCUCUUCCCCCUGCCUCCUCCCGGUCCCCUCUAGAAACAGAAACCCCUAAGAUUUUCACAGCAAACGUAUCUAGCCUGCACAAGUGCAUUCCGCCCACCUACAGCAAUGAAAAGCGGUUUUGUGGCUAAGUUGGAGAGCACGUCUUUAGGCAAACACUCACAUCAAUUCUCAUGUGCCUGAACUUGCAGUUGCCACUGGAACAGCGACCCUCCACCCACAGCCGGCACACUUGUUCGCUCCCCAGAGCCGCUUCACAGUGGCGGAAGGGACAGCUGUCUCCCUGCACGCAAAAGGAAACCACACGGGAAAAUAAGAGUACGGCCUGAAACGUGCCCAUGCUAUCAGCCCAGCUUGUUAGCAGCGAGCGCAGAAUCCCACCGGUUGUGAAGGUAACGCAUCAGUGGUAGGUCUCCCCCUGCUCCACCCCUUUCUCUUACGAAUGAGGACAAGGAAGAAAAUGCAGGCAAAGGAAACCCAACCAUACCUUCGUGCAGGUGGAGUAAAAAUAGAAGUAGCAGUCGACUCCUCGCUGAGACAUGAUGAAAUUCUCAGAGCAAGCUCGGCUUCAGAGGAGUUCCCUGCUCUUGGAAAGAGCCGGACGCCCUCCUUCUUGGACUGCUUGGAUCCGCAAAAUCGCCUUUCCGACCGGGACCCUGAGGAAAGGGUCAAGAACCGGAAAAGAAUGAGGAAUAAGCAUUUCCCCAGCUUUCCUUUUAUGCAAUUUAGACUCUCGAGGAGGGCAGCGUCUCGGAAGCAGCUGGUUGAAGAACUGUGCCAACUCUAGAUCCAACUUGCGUCUAACUGCCACGACCUCUCCCAGCAAGUACUGUCCUCCAUCUCACCUACAGUUACGUAACUUGCAGCACACAUUUUGCGUUCCUGUCAUGAGAAUGAAUCCAUCUUCUCCCCUUGCUGCAGCUGCAAGGGAUGCACUGGUACGACUCACGUGUUUGACGAACCUACGGUUGUGGCUUACCCAGGCACAGCUGCAGGCCUUCUCCCUUCCAGCUAACACACCAGCCCGAUGGCUGAGCAACACCGUCAGCGAGAGCGGGCAGCACCCGUCAGCCACCACCACUCUCACUGCCAGCCGGGACGAGGGCUGACGCAGCGUGUCCGCACUCCUGCGCAGCGCUCACGGCUGUGGCACUCACUGGUGGCAGCCACGGCCCGAAAGACAGUGCUUGUGAGGUCACUGUGCUUGUGAUGUCACCGGACAGUCCAUGCCCCAGCUGAGCACUUGGCUCUCCACCGUGACUCGAGUGGGGUUUUGUUAAAAAUAUGCUGGAUACGGCACAGCCAGCCAUCGGUGGGUCAAUAAAGCACAAGUUGCACUCUGUGAA